Messenger RNA from Pseudopodoces humilis (Tibetan ground-tit), 2274 nucleotides. It is a transcript of the gene GNPNAT1, whose product is annotated as glucosamine-phosphate N-acetyltransferase 1. NCBI's taxonomy places the organism in Eukaryota, Metazoa, Chordata, Aves, Passeriformes, Paridae. The record is from RefSeq and is a predicted model, not a curated record. Gene Ontology annotation, molecular function: glucosamine 6-phosphate N-acetyltransferase activity.
UUGAUAUGACCGCCCCGAAAGUCUGCGUGUGAUGCAACCGGAUGCUCCUCCACCGAGGGGCUGCGGAUGGAGUGAGGGGGUGCCCUCAGUGGGCCAUGUAUCGCCGUUUGCAGCCAUGAUGCCCGUGGCCACCGUGAUGCCCGAUGACACGCCCAUGUUUGACCCCAGCAUCCUGCAGGAACUCGACUGGAGCGAGAACACCACGACCUUUUCUCCUGCUAUUUCUCCCCUGGAUCCAGGGGAUGGGCUGGUUCUGAGACCACUUUGCACAGCUGAUUUAAAUCGAGGCUUUUUCAAGGUUCUGGGUCAGCUGACGGAAACCGGAGUUGUGAGCCCGGAGCAGUUCAUCAAAACCUUUGAGCACAUGAAGAGAUCUGGAGAUUACUACGUUACCGUGGUGGAGGACACAAACCUGGGGCAGAUCGUUGCUACGGCAACGCUGGUUAUAGAACAUAAAUUCACUCACUCCUGUGCCAAGAGAGGCAGGAUAGAAGAUGUGGUGGUCAGCGGGGAGUGCAGAGGGAAGCAGCUUGGAAAACUAUUAACGUCCACCCUCACCCUGCUAAGUAAGAGACUGAACUGUUACAAAAUCACGCUUGAGUGUCUGCCCAAAAAUGUGGAUUUCUACAAGAAGUUUGGCUAUUUGGUAUCUGAAGAAAACUACAUGUUUCAACGGUUCUUUAAUUAACAAUUUCUAGGUGUUUUGGGUUCUUUUUUUUUCUUGGAAAGACUGUUGGUGGAGUGCUACAAACAUUCUCUCCGUGGAAAAUUUCUAUAGUUUAUUGCUGCAAAUGUAACAAUCCCUAUAAAUAAUGAACAUCAAAUGUGUAAAUCAUGGGGGAAAAAAAAUUACUGAGGUUUUAGAAAGGGUCCUCUGGGUUAGAAAAUAAGUUUAGAACUAAUUUUUACUACUGUGGAGUCGAGGUGAAGCUUUUCUGUUCUAGCUGAAUUACAGAAGGACUCGUUAAAGGGAUGGUUUUUAACCAAAGGUAUAUAUUUUUAUCUCAAAUUUUUUCUUGCAUUGUAUUUUUCUAAAGGUUUGUGCUUCUUUUCUCAGUAGCCAAAGGACAGCCCCUGGGACUGUCCUGGCUGUGCUGAUGGAAGGAUGACGUAGCUGGGGAAGGGAUGAGGCUUCUCUUAUGCAGAAUUAGUGACACAGAACAGGCCUUAGUUCUGGUUUUUUCCAUGACAUCUCAUGGAAGUGCUGGUGGUGCAUCAGAAGUUUUAUAGGCACUGUUUUCCAAGACUGGAUCUGUUACUGUUGGUACAGGUUAGGGAGAAUCCUUAAAGGCUGUGCUGAAUUCCCAGUCUAAAAAUGGAUGUGUGCUUCUCACUGCAGGGCUCCUGCACUUUAGCUGAUAACUUGGUUUUCAGGAUAAUUACUUUUUUCUGACAUAAAAACCCUAGACAUGGUUUGCAGCAGGGCAGAGGGUAACUGGGAAACUGGAAUGUCUGAAGGAAUGUGUCCCAGAUGGAGUGGGAUUCUGGCUGUCAGUGGGAAGGGGAUUGGGAUGAGCAGAUUCAGCUUCACCUAAGGGAGCUGGGGGUGUUCAGCCCAGAAAAGCCUUAGAGCCACUUCCAGGGCCUAAAAAGGAGAGGGCAGGACACAGGGAAUGGCUUCCCACUGCCUGAGGGUAGGGAGAGAUGGGAUAGUGGGAAGGAAUUGCUGAUGUGAGGGAUGUGAGGCCCUGGCACAGGGUGCCCAGAGAAGCUGUGGCUGCCCCUGGAUCCCUGGAAGUGCCCAAGGUCAGGCUGGGUGGGGUGUGGAGCAGCCUGGGAUAGUGGAAGAUGUCCCUGUUGGAAUGAGAUGAGUUUAAGGUCCCUUCCAAGCCAAACCAUUCUGGGAUUUACUGAACACCCCUGGCACAGCAAAGCAGGAGAGAAAUGCCCCCCUUCUGCUCCUGAGGGAUUGCUGCUGCAGAGCUUCCCUCUUGCUGCAAGAUUGGAUCAAUGAUUUUAGCACUUUUGCCAGGGGUGAAAAGCAAAUAACGUCCAAAGCCCCGGUGCCAACAGUGGUGUUUUGUGUGGGGAGUGACAAAUCCCACAGCCAUGAAUAGGGCAUUAUACCCAGGCUGGGCUGUUUGUGGGCAGCCAGGCCCUCCACACUGUCCUGCUUUGUGCUCUGGAGAGCGACUCUACAGUGCUGGGGGCUCUGCUUGAUCUUCCUGAGGGUUCUCCACUCCAUCCACUGUCUCCUUGGUGAUGUCUGCUUUAUUUAUUGAUUAUUUUUUUAAAGAAUAGCUUUGUUUAAGCUGAAUAAAUGAUUGCUACCUG